CGUCUCAUUUCAGUACCACCGCUGUGGACAGCUCCUAGCGGAAUCAGACGGGUCGGAUCCUGCGCUACUGCUUUUCAUUCGCUAGAUGGCGCCUUCGACGCGACACACACACACACAGACACAGACACACUCGCACAGUCUCACACAAACACGCAUUCUCAUACCCUCACGCCAUUGACAGUCAACGCGUACACCAUACGGGUAAAAUCUGCUCGAGACACCCGCUUCAACCCAACUCACACCAAGCUCGCGGGCCUGACGGUGACAUCGGCGGACUAACGGACACAAACAGAGGCCAACGUGAGUAAUUAAGAGAAUGUCAGAGAGCGUUGGCACGUGAUGGUGAUGAUAUUGAUAUUUUGGGGGAGGCGGACAGAUUGAGGACGAGGCGUGAGCCCGCAGAGUGCGCUGCUUAUCGGGAGCGGAGACGCGCGCGGCUUGAGCUUCGGUAUUUGGGGGAUUUUGGGGGGCGACGCGGGAACGCAGCUCCGCCGCAGGAUCGAAGGUGCUGCAGGGAGACACACGGUGUGUGCUGAAACACGGAGCGAACGCAGAGCAGGUGGCGGCUCGAGGUCCUGCAGCGCUGCGUGGGGCUUCCCGGGCAGCUGAGGCGACGAAGGCUCGCGAGGUCAUCUGUGUCGCCCUGAACGAUGGUGUCCAUGGCGAUCGCUCUGACACUGUCUGUCACUCUCCUGCACCUCACAGCAGGCACGACCCCUGACCCCAUACAGGCAGUCCCGUCUGUGAGGCACAUUGAGCCGGUUUCCACGGUGAUGUCACCUGGCGUCCUGACCACGGCUGUGACAUCAUCAUCAUCAUCAGCUCUGAGGGGGGGGGGCGUCACGUCCCCUCCCACGGAGGAGGAGACCACCACCACCCUCAUCACCACGACAACCAUCACCACGGUGCACACCCCAGUGCAGUGCAAUGCCAGUCUGUCCUGGAUGGAGGGUCUGGUGGAGUCUCUGGACCCCCUGUCUGCUCCCCUCUCCCCCCUGGAGUGCACCUACAGCAUCGCCGUUUACCCCGGGUACGGGGUGGAGAUACAGGUCCAGAAGGUUAAUCUGUCGAAGGACGAGUCUCUGACCAUUCUGGGCCUCGGGGAGGCGGAGCCAGAGCUCCUGGCCAAUGAGACCAUCAUGAAGGAGGGUCAGGUGAUCCGGAGCUCGACCAAUCAGGUGCAGAUUCACUAUCGCAGCCUACGGCAGACCAAUCACGGGGUCUUCAGUCUGCACUACCAAGCGUUCCUCCUUUCCUGCCCCUUCCCUCUCCCUCUGGACGGGGGAGGGGUGACCGUGACUGACCUUCACCCUGGGGGUCUGGCGCACUUCCACUGUGACCCCGGCUUCCAGGUCAGAGGUCACGAGGUCGCGACCUGCCUGAACACCACUCGCCCCCGCUGGAGCUCCGCCCAGCCUCAGUGUGUGGCUGUCUCCUGUGGUGGCUGGAUCAGAAAUACCACAGUGGGGCGUAUACUCUCCCCCACAAUCCCCCCAGCUGGUAACCAUAGCAGCAGCACCAACCUCAGCUGCCAUUGGCUGCUGGAGGCCAAGGAGGGACACCGGCUCCACCUCCAUUUCGAAAGGGUGGCUCUUGACGAGGAUAACGACAAGCUGGUCGUGCGCAGUGGGAACAGCUCUGUGGCUCCGCUGCUCUUCGACUCGGACCUGGACGACGUUCCGGAGCGCGGCAUCAUGAGCGAGGGACCCUCCCUGUACCUGGAGCUCACCGCUGACUCCGCCUCCAUCCCACUGCUGUUCGCCCUGCGCUACGAGGCGUUUGACGGAGAGCAUUGCUACGAGCCGUAUGUUCCCCAUGGCAACUUCAGCAGCAGUGACAUGUCCUUUCCUCUGGGGGCGCUGGUGACCUUCUCCUGUUCUCCCGGCUUCGUCAUGGAAACAGGGUCAGGGGUCAUUGAGUGUGUGGAUGCCAGCGAUCCCCAUUGGAAUGACAGCGAACCUGUCUGCAGAGCUCUGUGUGGUGGGGAGUUGACGGUGCCCUCUGGGACGGUUCUGUCACCUGAUUGGCCGCAGAGCUACGCCAAGGGGCAGGACUGUGUGUGGCAGAUCCGUGUCAGCGAGGACAAGCGCAUCGAGCUGGACGUUCAGAUUCUAAACAUCCGCCAUAAUGACAUCCUGACUGUAUAUGAUGGCCAUGACCUCACGUCGCACGUGAUUGGUCAAUACCUCGGGCCGCGGGAGCGCUUCCGGGUCGUGUCGGGAGGGUCAGAGGUCACCAUUGAGUUCCAGAGUGACCCCGACGACUCCAGCUUCAUCCUGAGUCAGGGCUUCCUCAUCCACUACCGUGAGGUGGAGCCUAAUGACACGUGUCCGGCCCUUCCACCAAUCGAGUUUGGCUGGAGUAGCUCCUCCCACCCCUCCCUGGUGCGCGGCAGCGUGCUGACCUUCCAGUGUCAGCCAGGAUAUGACAUCGUCGGCUCUGACAUCAUCACCUGCCAGUGGGACCUGUCCUGGAGCAACAGCCCUCCCACCUGUGUGAAGAUCCAGCAGUGUCCAGACCCAGGGGACGUGGUGAACGGAGCGCGCUCAGUGCACCCAGAGCUGGGCUUCGCCGUGGGAACGGUGGUGCGCUUCACGUGUAACCAAGGUUACCAGCUGGAGGGACCCAGCCAGAUCUCCUGCCACGGCCGGGACACCGGCACCCCCAAAUGGAGCGACCGCAGCCCCAAGUGUGUCUUAAAGUAUGACCCGUGCCCCAACCCCGGCGUCCCUGAUAACGGCUACCAGACGCUGUACAAGCACAGCUACCAGGCGGGGGAGAUGCUGCGCUUCUUCUGCUACGAAGGCUACGAGCUCGUGGGGGAUGUGGUCAUCAACUGCGUGCCUGGACACCCCUCCCAAUGGAGCAGCAACCCCCCCUUCUGCAAAGUGGCCUAUGAUGACCUGCUGGACGAGCACAAGCUGGAAGUCUCCCAGUCGUAUGAACCCUCCCACCAGAUGCUGAGCGAGAACAUUGCUUUGGCGAUAAUCCUGCCAAUCAUCCUGGUCCUUCUUCUGAUUGGAGGAAUCUACAUGUACUACACCAAUGUGUGUAGGUUGCAUUGGAAGCCGCUGUUCUGGAAGUCUCUCUCCCACACACACUCCUACAGCCCUAUCACGGUGGAGUCGGACUUCAACAACCCUCUCUAUGAAGCAGGGGACACACGGGAGUAUGAGGUGUCCAUCUGAAGCUGCCGUGGAACCCCCCAGCGCCCCCGACCGCCCCACCCCCGCCCCGCCCCCGCCCCCGCCACACCCCUGAGGACUAAUAUCGCUCCUCAUCAUCCUCUCCUCCUCCUCCUCCUCUUCCUCCUCUUCGGUUGGGGUUACUCUAGAUCAUUCAUGUUUGCUUCAUUCCAUCUCUCAUCUCUUAGUGGGGAUCCUGAGUUUAUGGAGUGACUGUGUGUGUGUGUGUGUGUGUGUGUGUGUGUGUGUGUGUGUGUGUGUGUGUGUGUGAGUGUGUGUGUGU
Clupea harengus (Atlantic herring) is the source of this 3468-nucleotide messenger RNA. RefSeq names its product seizure related 6 homolog (mouse)-like 2. The transcript is spliced from 18 exons. Bases 651 to 3188 code for a protein of 845 amino acids. Lineage: Eukaryota; Metazoa; Chordata; Actinopteri; Clupeiformes; Clupeidae. The record is from RefSeq and is a predicted model, not a curated record.